Molecule: messenger RNA, 865 nt
Organism: Portunus trituberculatus (swimming crab)
Lineage: Eukaryota; Metazoa; Arthropoda; Malacostraca; Decapoda; Portunidae
Exons: 2
Coding region: 83-607 (174 amino acids)
Source: RefSeq, a predicted model, not a curated record
CUGCAGGUAUAUAAGGCGUGGCCUGCACGGGACUGGCAGAGACACUGGGGCGGAAGGCAGUGAGCAAACACCACCACCCACCAUGAAGUUCUACGUGUGUGCAGCUGUGGGCCUCCUGGCAGUGGCGGCGCUGGUGCAAGCCGACCCUGAGCCCGAGGCCCUCGCUGAGGCUGACCCUGAAGCCUCCCAUCACUACUACGGCUACCCUUACGGCCACUACGGCUACCGCUACCACCACCACCACAAGCGGUCUGCUGAACCCGAGGCUGCGGCCGAUGCUGACGCGUCCAGACACUCCUACAGCCACUAUGGCUACUACCGCUACCCCUACUACAACGGCCACCCCCACCGCCACCACAAGCGUUCUGCUGACCCAGAGCCCAGCGCUGACGCCUCCGCUGAACCCAGCACCCACUAUUCCGGUCACAACUACGGCUACUCCAGACACUACAACGAUUACCGCCACAACUACGGCUACCCCUACCACCCCCAUAAGCGUUCUGCUGACCCAGAGCCCAGCGCUGACGCCUCUGCUGAGCCCAGCCGCAACUACUACGGCUACGGCCACCGCUACUACCACGGUUACCCUCGCCGCGACUACUACUAGAGGCGCACCUUUCGGCGACACCCAGCAGCCGCCCUCUCCCUUUCGGCGACAGGGGCCUGUCUCUUGACAACAACGAAACGCUUACCCGAGGCGGCUGAGGGAGAGGCGACGACACCUACCGCAGGAUAGGCCGGUUCUGCUCACGCUGGUUUUUCUCGAGCGCAGGUGUCGCAACAGACGCCCCGGGGCACCCGGGUGAGGCGCCGCCCCGCCCCGGCAGCCUCACCCACUAGCCUGAAUAAAGUUACCCUCCAGUGA